Messenger RNA from Aegilops tauschii subsp. strangulata, 1916 nucleotides. RefSeq lists its product as uncharacterized. The record is from RefSeq and is a predicted model, not a curated record. NCBI's taxonomy places the organism in Eukaryota, Viridiplantae, Streptophyta, Magnoliopsida, Poales, Poaceae.
UCAAAAGAAAAGCGGCUCUAAAUCUCUCCUCAUAGUCAACCACCGUGCCCUAUAUCUGCCGCCGUGCUGUACCUUAGCGUCACCGGCGGUGCCUCGAUCCUGCCGGCCGACGCCGACGCCCCACGCCCCCCAUCCCCACCGCCACCCCCACCCCCGGCUCCGAACGCCCCCCCGCCUCUCACGCGUCGCCGCGAUCGCCGUUCCCGUUCUCCCUCAUCAGCAACAUCGGGUCCCUGCUGUCUCCGCCCCGUCCGCAGUCUUUGGGCAUUGGUUUUGAGAUUUAAUGAGCUGCAAACCCUUGGAGACUUCCUUGUAGCCAAUACAGAUAUCUGUACUCGAUUACAACAAGGAACAGCUGGAGUGUAUAGCUGAUGUCUGGCCCACCUGUUUUUUCUGUGUUACAGGGUAGCAAUACAACCCACAGCAUAAAAGGGCAACAAAUCUCAAUGAUUGGGAAUGGUCAUUCUUUUCAGCAAGGGGUGUAUGUCAUGGACCCUUCUUCUUUUAACCAAGGUAUUUAUGCUGAGAAGCAAAGCAGUUUCGCGGAGCGUGCCAAUAUGAUACAGUUAAAUAACUUCAUGGCAGACAAUUCUUCGCCUGCUGGAAACCGCUGCCAGAGACUUGGGUGUAAUGAAGUUGUUGAAGGCCAGACAGCGUUCUGCAAAAGCCACCGUUUAGGCCAACAAUGCCAGAUGAUUGGCUGCCCUCAGAUCCCACCAAAUGGCGUAGCUUUGUGCAUGUCCCAUGGUGGAGGCCAUCCUGGUUCCAGUGCAGUACCACUCACUGAAUCUGAAGGUUCAAUGAAGUACGAAGGAGAUGGACAAUUUAGAGUGAUGGAAAAUGCUAUGGGUAGCACAGUCAUGCCUAAUCCUGAUGGCGAAGUUGUGAUGUGCAAGUACGAAGGAUGUAGCAAACGAUCCCAGGGAAAUACUGUGUAUUGCAAGGUCCACAGUGGUGGUUCAAAGGCCUGUAUGGUUCAAGGUUGUACCAAGGGAGCACAUGGAGGCACUCCUAUGUGCAUUGCUCAUGGAGGAGGCAAGCGCUGUUCCGUUGCUGGAUGCCGCAAUGCUGCAUGCGGAAGCAGUCAAGGUCGCACUGACUGCUGCGUGAGGCACGGUGGUGGCAAGAGGUGCAAACAUGAUGGAUGUGGAAAGGGUGCUCAAGGGAACACAGAUUUUUGCAUUGGACACGGUGGGGGGAGGCGGUGCAAGUUUGAAGGAUGUGGAAAGAGUGCACAAGGGCGGAGUGAUAACUGCAUCAAACAUGGUGGUGGCAGACGCUGCAAGUUUGAAGGAUGCAGCGCCAGCGCAAAAUGGGGUGUGGAUUUCUGCUCUGCACACAGGAAGAGCAUGCUGGGUGAAGGUGAUACUGCCGAUGGAGCACCAAAGCCGAAACGUCGGGCCAAGAAGUCUGGGACGAAGAAGGCCGAGAGGGCCAAGAGGGCAAAGAAGACGGUUGAUCCAGCUGGUCCCUCCAGCGGGGAUGUUACCAUGCCCGCUGUACUUUCUGCUGACAUGCCCGAGAUGGGCGCUAUCCAUGUCGCCGCCCCCGUUUCGGACCGUCCCAAAUCACCUGAGACCGCUAUAGGGCUUCAACAGCCACCGCUUCAGCUUCAAGAACCACCGCCGCUUCAGUCCCCGGCUCCAUCUGGAUUGGCCGCCUCAGCAGAGGAAGGUCUGCCAGCAACAGGUAGUGUAUUCUUUGGUUUAUAGAAAUCAUACUGUCCAUGAAGAUGAAGGUUGUCUGCAUAGAGUUGUCAAACUAAACGGUUGAGUCUGUUACAAAGUGUUGUCCUGCGGAUCUUAGGAGUUUAGUGAUCCAGUGUCCAUAUGAACUUGAGUCCUGUGAGUUGACUAAAUGGUUGACUGUGAGUUCUGUGAGUUGACUUAAAAAGUAUAACUGCACAUUGUGGUUUA